Nymphaea colorata (pocket water lily) is the source of this 3793-nucleotide messenger RNA. Its product is annotated as protein CTR9 homolog. The record is from RefSeq and is a predicted model, not a curated record. Gene Ontology annotation, cellular component: Cdc73/Paf1 complex. Lineage: Eukaryota; Viridiplantae; Streptophyta; Magnoliopsida; Nymphaeales; Nymphaeaceae. Bases 219 to 3494 code for a protein of 1091 amino acids. Gene Ontology annotation, molecular function: RNA polymerase II complex binding. The transcript is spliced from 25 exons. Gene Ontology annotation, biological process: regulation of DNA-templated transcription.
CCGUGGAGCAAAGUAAAAGGCGGCUAAGCUGUUCUUGUUUUUCAGGUCACUUGCCCGGAGGCCUGGACAAAGGGUCUGUCGGGCUAAGCUGGGGCGGCGGGCUCGGGUCAAACACGGCCGUGUUGUGAAGCCUUGGACAAGUACAUACGAGUCUUGAUUGCUGAUCGAUUCGAGGGAAAGGGAGGGAAGAGGGAGGAAGGAAGGAGGGAAGGGCCGCCAUGGCGUGCGUCUACAUCCCCGUCCAGAACUCGGAGGAGGAGGUUAGGGUGGCGCUGGACCAGCUUCCCCGGGAUGCAGCCGACAUACUCGAUAUCCUCAAGGCCGAGCAAGCGCCCCUCGACCUCUGGCUCAUCAUUGCGAGGGAGUACUUCAAACAGGGGAAAUUGGAACAAUUUAGACAAAUUUUGGAGGAAGGAUCGAGUCCUGAAAUUGAUGAAUACUAUGCUGAUGUGCGAUAUGAAAGAAUUGCCAUCUUGAAUGCCCUAGGGGCUUAUUAUAGUUAUCUUGGGAAGAUUGAGUCUAAACAAAGAGAGAAAGAAGAUCACUUUAGUUUGGCAACUCAGUACUACAACAAAGCAUCAAGAAUAGACAUGCAUGAGCCUUCAACAUGGGUUGGAAAAGGUCAGCUUUUAUUGGCAAAAGGAGACUUGGAUCUGGCCUUCUCAGCAUUUAAGAUUGUAUUGGAUGGGCAACCUGAUAAUGUUCCUGCCCUGCUUGGUCAGGCAUGUAUUCUCUACAAGCGUGAAAGAUACUCAGAGUCCUUGGAGCUAUAUAAGAGGGCUUUGCAAGCAUAUCCUAACUGCCCUGGAGCAGUAAGACUGGGCAUAGGAUAUUGUCGCUACAACAUGGGUCAGUUUGAUAAAGCUCGACAAGCUUUUCAACGAGUUUUGCAGUUGGAUCCUGGAAACGUGGAUGCUCUUGUGGCUCUGGGAAUUAUGGAUCUGCAAACAAAUCAAGCUCGUGGUAUACGUGAAGGGAUGGAGAAGAUGCGAAGGGCUUUUGAGAUGUAUCCUUAUUGUCCCAUGGCACUGAACUAUUUAGCAAAUCAUUUCUUCUUCACUGGGCAACAUUUUCUUGUGGAGCAGCUAACAGAAACUUCACUUGCUGUGAGCGACCAUGGUCUAAUGAAAUCCCAUUCCUAUUACAACCUAGCAAGAUCUUAUCAUAGCAAGGGUGAUUAUGAAAAAGCUGGUUUCUAUUAUUUGGCAUCUGUCAAGGAAAUCAGUAAGCCACAAGAUUUUGUUUUACCAUACUAUGGCCUGGGACAAGUCCAGCUGAAGUUGGGAGAUUUUAGAAGUUCCCUUUCAAAUUUUGAAAAGGUGUUGGAGGUCUAUCCUGAAAAUUGUGAAAGUUUAAAAGCAGUUGGACACAUUUAUAUGCAGCUGGGACAGACAGAGAAGGCUUUAGAAUCAUUUCGAAAGGCUACGAGAAUUGAUCCACGUGAUCCACAGGCCUUUUUGGAGCUGGGAGAACUGCUAAUAUCAACUGAUGCUGGAAGUGCUCUGGAUGCCUUUAAAACUGCUCGAAGCCUUCUGAAAAGAACAGGUGAAGAAGUACCAAUUGAUUUGCUAAACAACAUUGGCGUGUUACAUUUUGAAAAGGGAGAGUUUGAGUUGGCUGAACGAACAUUUCGAGAUGCACUUGGGGAAGGAAUUUGGCUUUCUUUCAUGGAUGGCAAAAUACAAUCUCCCAGUACAGAUCCAGCAACUUCUGUUGUACAGUACAAGGACAUGAAGAUUUUUCACCAACUUGAACAAGAUGGUGUUCGUAUUGAUCUACCUUGGGACAAAGUGACAACUUUGUUUAAUCAGGCAAGAUUAUAUGAACAAUUGCAUGACACAGAGAAAGCGAGCUUCUUGUACAGGCUUAUCAUCUUCAAGUAUCCUGAUUAUGUUGAUGCUUAUAUACGGCUUGCUGCUAUGUGCAAAGCACGUAACAAUCUUCAACUUAGUAUUGAAAUGGCAAGAGAAGCACUGAAGGUGAAUGGUAAAUGCCCUAAUGCUUUAUCCAUGCUCGGCAACUUAGAGCUUAAGGGUGAUGACUGGUUUAAAGCAAAGGAUACAUUCCGAGCUGCACGGGAAGCAACUGAUGGAAAAGAUUCAUAUGCUGCAAUUUCUUUGGGAAACUGGAACUAUUUUGCUGCUGUUCGCACUGAGAAAAGGGACCCAAAAAUUGAAGCGAUGCACCUUGAGAAGGCUAAAGAACUAUACACCAAGGUUCUAAUACAGAAACCUGGUAACCUUUAUGCUGCCAAUGGUGCUGGGAUUAUUUUGGCAGAGAAAGGGCAUUUUGAUGUCUCAAAAGAUAUAUUUACACAGGUACAAGAAGCAACAAGUGGAAGCAUUUUCGUUCAGAUGCCAGAUGUCUGGAUAAACCUGGGUCAUGUGUAUUUUGCACAAGGCCAAUUUGCUUUGGCUGUGAAAAUGUACCGAAAUUGCUUGAGGAAGUUUCAUUAUGGCACAGAUACUCAAGUUCUCCUUUAUCUUGCUCGUACUCAUUAUGAGGCAGAACAAUGGCAAGAUUGCAAGAAAACAUUGUUGAGAGCUAUCCACUUGGCACCAUCCAAUUACACUCUAAGGUUCGAUGCUGGUGUUGCAAUGCAGAAGUUCUCCUCAUCAACACUGCAAAAGCCAAAGAGAUCUGCCGAUGAGAUUCGCUCAGCAGUUGCAGAACUGAAAAAUGCUGUCCGAAUCUUCAGCCAGUUGUCAGCAGUGACUAGCUAUCAUGCUCAUGGGUUUGAUGAGAAGAAGAUUGAGACACAUGUAGGAUAUUGCAAGCAUUUACUUGAGGCUGCCAAGGUUCACUGUGAAGCAGCUGAACGUGAGGAGCAACAAGCUCGUCAAAAAAUAGAAGUUGCACGACAGCUUGUACUGGCUGAGGAAGCCCGUCGUAAAGCUGAAGAGCAGAGGAAAUUUCAGAUUGAGAAGAGAAAGCAAGAAGAUGAGUGGAAACAAGUGAGACAGCAGGAAGAACAUUUUGAGCGCGUAAAGGAGCUAUGGAAGAGCAAACGUAAGGACAGGAGCCAUGCUGAUGAUGAAGAGGAUGGUGGACAUUCGGAUAGGAAGAAGAAGAGAGAAAAGAAGCGGAGGAAGAAAGAUAAGCAGAGUAAGACAUAUAAUGAGAUUGAGGACCCAGAUGCUGACAUGGUUGAAGAAACUGAAGAGAUGAUGGAGGAGGAUGACGGAGAGCUGAGACAUGGCAAGGAGGAAGAUGGUGCUGAGAAUGCCCAAGAUCUUCUUGUAGCAGCAGGUCUUGAAGAUUUUGAAGAUGAAGAUGCCACUGAUGCACCUGCAUCAACCAUUUCUAGACGCAGACGCGCUUGGUCAGAAUCUGAUGAAGAAGACAUGGGGGAAUUGCCGACACAAGCCAGCCCUGGAGCAGCUGGUGAAGAAAAUUUUGCCCACCUUCAAGAAAGUGAUGUUGAAAACCAACACAGGCGGCGUGGGAGGAGUAAUGGUGCUAAUGAAGUUGAUGAAGAUGAAGAUGACUCUUGACGAUGUUUUUGUAUCUUUCGAUGACGUGGAACCGUUGUACAAAUUUUGGUUGUACAAGUUUUGGAGGUAAUCUGCUUCUCAUUUUCGUUCCAUCCUGUACAGUUGUUGGAGGUGUACCGUAGAAGGUGAUCAUAGGUUUAUGUUGGCCUCGAAGUUCAGCCACCUUGUCGAUGGAGAUACAUCAUACAGGCUUCCUGACACAAUUCCUGUGUACAAGUUUCAUUCCCAAGGUACAUUUAUCUAAUUGUUUUCAUUUUUUUUCAUAAUAUUACUUGUCUGUAUUGCUUGGCGAAGGGAUA